Messenger RNA from Patiria miniata (bat star), 9053 nucleotides. RefSeq names its product alpha-protein kinase 1-like. The coding region runs from base 199 to 2253 and encodes 684 amino acids. The record is from RefSeq and is a predicted model, not a curated record. Gene Ontology annotation, cellular component: nucleus. Gene Ontology annotation, molecular function: mismatch base pair DNA N-glycosylase activity. NCBI's taxonomy places the organism in Eukaryota, Metazoa, Echinodermata, Asteroidea, Valvatida, Asterinidae. The transcript has 7 exons. Gene Ontology annotation, biological process: base-excision repair, AP site formation.
GAGCGCUGUCGCAGUUGUAAUUUACAAUGCAAGGAGCUUUAAACAUGGCUGAAUGAAAGGACGCUAGAUUGCCCGAAGGGAGGAGAAAAUCAUCAUUUUUCAUGAGAUUCAUUAAUUUUUGUCGUCAUAUUUUGAGUCCAGUGAUGUCUAGAACCAGAAAUCUUGAAAUUGUUUCGUGAACAUUUGCAUGAGAUCACCAUGUAUAUGUACGAUCAGCCAGACGAAGUGCCAACAUUGUUGGACAUGGACUCGCAGAAUCUGUGUACGCCGUCGAACAGGUACAUUAUGCCGAGUCUGACCAUGCCUGUUGUCAAGACUGAACCCAUAGAGAUGGCAGCCAUGAUGCCCCCACAUGCCAUCAAACGAGAGCCCCACGACAUGAUGGGCAUGAGCCAGCUGGAAUUCAUCAAGACCGAGCCCCAGCAAAUGCUGGACUACAACCACAUGGCCAGCAUGACCAUGAACUCUCACAUGUACCACAUGACGAACUACCCCCACCCCAUGAUGCACAGUCUGCCCCAGCUGCCGCCCCAGCAUCACCAGCUGCAGCAGCAGCAGCAGCAACAGCAGCAGCAGCAGCAGCAGCAGCAGCAGCACCCAGGCCAGCACAACGCGGCGCUGACGCAACCGGAGCGCAAGCCGGGCAAGAAGUCCAAGAUCAAGCAGGAGAAGAUCACGGAUAACUUCAAGGAGAAGAAGCCCAGGAGGAAAGUGGAUCGUUUCCAUGGUACCCCGGAGGAGGAGGUUGCCAAGAGAACGCUGCCGGACAUCCUCAUACCUAAUCUGGAUAUUGUCAUUAUUGGUAUCAAUCCUGGGUUGAUGGCUGCAUACAAGGGCCACCACUACGCAGGACCAGGAAACCACUUCUGGAAGUGUCUGUACCUCUCCGGUCUGGUGGACGAACCCAUGACCUGCAUGGAUGACCAUCGCCUCUUACAGUUCAACAUCGGAUUCACCAACAUCGUGUCCAGGACCACCAGGGGAAGCUCUGACCUCACAAGGUAUCCACAAAAGAAAGAAAUCAAAGACGGAGCGCGGAUUUUGACAGACAAGAUGAGGAAGUACAGACCACUGAUUGCCUGCUUCAACGGCAAGGGUAUCUAUGAGAUCUUCAGCGGCAAGAAAGAUUUUGAGAUCGGACGACAGCCCGAGACCAUGCCCGACACAGAAACGGUGAUUUAUGUCAUGCCGUCAUCAAGUGCCCGAUGCUCCCAAUUCCCACGUGCCACAGAUAAAGUCAACUUCUAUACAACACUCAAGGAACUCCGAGACGAACUCAAAUCCAUAAAAAAGCCAGCGACGCCCCUCACGGCCCUUCCCCCGCCCCCUCCCUCAACAACUCAAGAACAACAGCAGCAGCAACAACCACCACAGCCGCAACAACAGCAGCAGACACAGCAGCAACAGAAACAGCAGUCGGCACAGCAGCAGGAUCAACAGCAACAGCAGCAGCAGCAGCAGCAGCAAGGGGUAAAGGUCAAACAGGAAGCCGGCCAGCCAGCUAACUGUCCUGGUCAACAACAGGGUCAAACACCUCCUGUCCGUGUCAAGAUGGAGAAUCAGAAUGACUGUGCGACAACCUGCAGCAGCAGCAGCAGCAGCACGGCUUAUCACGGUACGGUACAGGGCCCCGUACCCCACCAAUCCCUGCCGGCCUUGCCGCCCCACGGCGGCCCCAUGCUGAUCAAGCAGGAGCCGGGCAGCUUCUACCCUAACACCUGCGGGGGGCAGUACCCAAACCCCCCACCCCCGAUGCCUUCCGCUAGACAGGAGCCGGGCAUGGGUUACCCAGUCAUCAAGCAGGAGAUGCCCGAUCCUCAGAUGAGGCACUACGUCCCCGGCGCGCCCCCGACCACGGCCCACAAUCAGUUCCACCCGGGCUAUUUCAUGGACCAGAUUCCCACCAUCGCGAUGGGGGAAAAUGGUGCGAUGAUCAUGAGAAACCACCUGCCGCCCCAGCAACAACAGCAGCAACAGCCCAUGGGCAACAGCCACGCAUCCGGUAACGGACCUAUCCCAAUGCCGCCUGCACCCCUCGACCCAGCUAUGCCAAAUUACGGUCACUCAUACCCAGACCCUAGGGGGGCCUCGCCGCACACCUACCCCCAGCCGAUGUAUCCACAGCAGCACAUGCAGCAACAACAGCAGCAACAGCAGCAGCAGCAUCCUCCUCCGCCACAAUAUCCACAGAUGUCGCAACAGCCUGAACCAACCCCCAAGCAACAGCAACAUCCCGGUGCCGGUAAUACCUGAUAACCCAGCAAUGUACAGCGCAACCAUCACUGAUCAAACCUCUCUAAAACCCUGGGUGCCAAGUGUCAAAUCACCUGAAACCAACUCCUAUCUGGUGCAUGCCCUUCCUGCAGAGGGCGCUGUUUUCAAGCUCUCUGCUUGAUAGGGGGCGCUGUUGUGCGUUUGUCCACUGCCAUCUUCACCAACUCCCAGUGAAGUUGAGCGUUGUUCAGUGAUUGUUUGUUCCUGUACCGAAAACAAAACCCCAUUGCUGUCAAUGGAUCAUACCACAAGAUACCAAAACCCCCCAAACCUAUUCCCCAGAUGAAUGUUAAUAAUCAGGGUCAGACAGUGUCUUUGUGUUAAGACUUUCACCUACAGACUCCGUUUUUCUCACAGUAGCAAGACUGACGUCUGCAGAGUGUACGAGACACUGUCAGGUUUGUGGUCAUCACUUUAAAACAUGCCACUGUAUUCUGGAUCUUAGCCACGACAAAGGGCAUUAUUCUUUUUUAAAUAGUGGAAGUUAGGUAUGACUAAUAUACCCCCAAAAAACAUACUUGGCCAUUUUCAGUCAGAAAAUUUCAAAAUUGUCAAAAGAUGCAAUAUAAAAAUCCCGUGAAGAAUUUAAACCAUAACUUUUUUAAGAUGAGUUUUAGAAGUGGAAUUGUACAAGUUUCACUGAUUUUUGUUUUUAAAAAGAACUUAACAAUUCCUUCGGAAAUGAAGUAUUUUGAGUAUCGGUUUGGCCUUCCAGGUUUAAAAAAAAAUAUCCAUUGUGAGCUGUGGGGUUGUCUUGAUUGUCUUCUGUGUCCGAUACUUCAUAUCUUCCAUUCCUGUGUGCCAUCAUGUAUAGUAAUAUGCUGCACUCACUCCUCAUAGUACUUGUAAACGUUUGAAGAAAAAAAAACAUCACCCAUUUUUAUUUUGUUGGUCAUACAUGUACAUGUAUGUCAACCGAAGCGAAUCUCGAACGUACACAUUGGAUGUACGUUUCCACAAGACAUAGAAUUAGGUGAAUAUUCGUUGUGUUUGGUUUCGUUUCAUAAGUGAGUAUUUGAUGCAGCAUCAUGUCGAGUGAAACUAACCAGUUUUUAGUUGGAUGAUUUUGUUUUUUUUAAUGUCCCAAUGGGAUUAUGCACACCCCUUUCUGGAGGAUUGACUGUUUUUUAAAAAGCUACAUGCAGAACGGUCCAAUUUUACUAGAUAUACAAAUUCUUCCAAAUUUGUAAAAUAUUUUUUUUUUCUUUUUUUUUUUCAAUUUUGUACACAAUUGAAUGUGUAUAAUGAAAUUUAGGACAUGCAUUCCAAGAUUGUUACUCUUUUAAUCCUAACCCUAAUUGCAGUGAGUGAAAGCAAUAUUUACCACAAUUAACAGAUGUAUAUAAUUUUUUGAAGUUUAAUGAAAUUGUUACGAGGUUUUCUUCCAAUACUAACGCAAGUGCAGCAGUUUUCUGUUAGGCUCGUCUGGGUGCACUUUUCCUGACAUAGGGCACACAGAAAGUGAUUUUAACAAAGAGUUUAAUAUUUCAGUGCUCGCUACAAUCGUUGUUCGAAAAAGUAUUCAUUUUUUUGUCCUUUUGUGUGUUGAAAAAUCAAGUAACUGAUUUGAAAACUGUUUUUAACCAUUAUCUACUUGUAUUUAUUGGAGAAAGUUUAUAAGUCUCCCUUGUUCAAAAUACCACUGAGGGUAACCAAUGCCGCAAAUUAAAAUUUAAAAAUUUGUUGCUGCUUUUGUCGUAUGCAAAGCGUUUGGUGCCGAAUUCACGAGAGUUAUUGCCACCGUGCUUGAAAGUCCAUAAAUUAGGUUAUAACUUUUUGGGUACCCACCCCGUUCAUAUAUUUUUAUUUUGGAACUCACUUCCCCAAACGCUCCGGCUGAAAUGCUGCUUUCUAUGUUUGUAUAGUUAACUUAUUUGCUUCGUAGUUUGUGCUUUUUUUUUUCCAGUUUGUGAGAUGUGUGUGUUAAAAAAGAAAAAAAAAACCCAGCAGGUUUAAAAAGAUGUUGAAAAACCAAUGAUUGACUACUUAAGCAAGUUGGUUUCAUUUAAUACCAGCAGAUCAUGUGGAACUAAGAUUCAGCGGUGAAAAGUUGUACGAAAUUCAAAUCAUAAACCUAUCAAUAUUAUUUUUUUUUUGGACAAAAUGUAGCAUAAAAUAUUAAGUUGAUAUUCUUUGUAGUGCUACCUCAGUGUAUUUAUUAUACGCCAAAAACAUGCUUAGCUUGUCUGAAAAGAAAACAAAAAUUAGAUGGCCUUUGAAAUAGGUUGACUUUUGUUCGAUGGAUGCUGUAGAUACUACAAAGCAUUCUAACGUCAUCCCGAUUUUGGAUUGUCGGAACAUGCAAUAAUUCCCAAGUCCGUUCUAGUUAACGUACCCCCUUGCAAAUUUCUUGUUGGUAGGGACCAUUUCAGCAAUAUCUUGCCUAAGUUUUUUAUUUCAGAAAUAUUUCCUCAGUAUUGUGACAAAAAUCCUAUGGGAGUUGAAAUUCUUAAUCCCAUAUCAUAUCCACUGAUUAAUUGUAUGUACAUGUAUGAAAUGCGUCAACUGCACAUUUUGCAGGCCUGUGUCGAUCGUACAGGUCUUACGACCCAAAAUAGCUCAAUGAAAUUAGGACAAACUUUUAAUUGACUAGACUUGUUCUGUUUUUGAACGCCAAAUAUUUUUAAUCACUUUCAAAACACCACAUCAGCAGAAAGUGUCUAGGACAUGAAGGUCCUCUUAACAUGCUUAAUAUCAAGAUGAGUAUAGUUAUAAGUGUUUGUAGUUUUUUUUAUGGUAGUGUUAGUUACUUUAUCCUGAAAUUUCGAAAAUCAUGAGGAAUUGUAAUUGUAAGAGUUGCUUCGGAGAAUCUCAUCAACAGUAACAGCGAUUUGCUUUCGCCUUUAGUUUUGCCGAAGAGAAGUCCCGAAUGGGAGUUAGCACGUAUAUUGUCACAUAGAAAAUGAUCAUGCGGACAAAUUCACGGCACCAUAACAGAUUGGAAACACAGAGACAUCAAUUACAGAUUGUGAUGUGUAGAACUCAUUAUUCAGGGGUUGCUGGUUCAACUCCAACCAUAGCUGAUGGUAAAACCAAAUUCAGGGUACCAGCGAUGACAAGCUGCAUGAAAUACAUUGCCUGCACAGCGCAAACCAGUUAUGGGGUAGUCUGUUCCAACCCUUCGUACUCAUUAGCUUUUGGGGGGGGGGGGGGGGGGGCAGGGGUAGUUAGUGUUCCGCUGUUGCACUGUAAUUAGAAGAAACUUUGGCUUAAUUUGCAGGAAUGAAGUGUAUUUCAUUGGUUUAUUUUGAACCAUGAAUGGAAAGGCUUAACCUACUUAAUUAUUUUGUUUUUUGUUUUUAACCUUCUUUGAUCCAGGUGAUCAGGUGUUGUGUGGAUUACAAUCGAUGCCAAAUUUACGUCUAAUGUAAUUUUUUUUUUUUAGAAUGGACAGUUAAAUAUCCUCACUGCCGAUUGCUACCAAGUGCUGCAUGCGUUGUCUGUUUAACGACUGUAUGAAAUCUGUUUUUAUUUAAGUGCUUGGUUUGGUAGGAGCAGCAGGUUUUAGCGGAUCGCUAUUAAAAAGUAAAGUUUGAAACUAAAAUGAAUUGCUUUCUGUAAUUAAAAUGCAAUACAGUGGUCCGUUUACCACAAUCGCAAAUAUAUCAUUCAAUCCCCCCCCCCAAAAAAAUUCAUAUUUUUAAAGUUUGAGAUGUAUUAUUUUUUGUUGUAGCGUAAUUUUACCAAACAAAUAUGUUUUGUUUUAGUGAAGCUAACAGAUUGAAUGAAAACAAAAAAAAGAAGCAAUAUAUAUUAUGGAUCAACGUUGUAAAGUUGAAUGCCGAGAAUUCUUUCAGUUUAAAGAUUGAGGAGUUAACCAAAAAGAAUGCUGAUAAUAAAUGAAAAUAUGGACUUGCCCCGAACGGUUUAAUUUUUUAGGAAUCCAGCAUUUUAAGGGAGCCUUGAUUUGUACAUGUUGAACCACAACACUGGUUGACAGUAUUCAAAUAUUGAGCAUGUCAAGUGCAAUAAGUAGCAGUCUCAAAAACAUUUUUUUUUUAUUUGGAGAACAUAGUCAAGAGACAAUUUUUUUUUUAACUUAAGAGUAUUGUUAUUAUCAAUUAAAGUUCGGUACUAGAGAAGUUUUUAGGUUGUUUUUGUUUAAAAAGGUUUAUAGUACAAAUUGUGGUUUUUGGUGCAUUGUAUGUACAUAUCAGAGUUGAUUUUGUACAUGUAUGUGCACGUGAGACAAUGCCUAUCAUGCCUAUAGGGAAAACGAAGUGUCAAAUUAAUGAACUUAGUAUCUUUCUUCCCUUUCGAACAAUAGAUGUGGUCUCAAAAAGUCGUGAAAAAAAUAAAUUGACUCUUUUUAGGAAUUUUUUGUUUGAGGAGCAAUAAACACAUGCAAGAAGUUCUAGAUUUAGCGUGAUUCUAGGUUGAUGCACCCACACGUUGUAUCAUGUCAUUUAAUUUGUAAAAAAAUAAAUAAAAUAAUAACGAUAAUAUGCUGUUUUAGUGAAGACAAACAGCACGUUAAAUAUCAUCUACCUUGACUGAAUUUUGUAAAACAAUAUUUGAUGACGUAUUGUAAUUUAAAAAAAAAAAAAAUACAGGCUUUUGCUGUUUUAGAAACUGUAUUAUUGUGAAUCACGGAGGCGUGGUUUUGGAUUCUUUUUGGAAAAAAAAAAAUAACAAAAACGAAAAUAAGAAAAAACAGGUUUUUGAGACCACAGUUGAAGUGUGUAGACGGAUAAAGCCUGGUUGUUAAUAUUCUUUAAAAACAAAAAAAAUUGUAAUUAUAAAUAUUGUAUGUGAAUGUGCUCUGUGCGCUGUCUUGUCAAGUAGAUGCCUAGCGAAGCCCUUACAUGUGUGUACGUUUUUUGACUUGGCUUAGAUUUUCAAAAAACUUUUUGUGAUGUCCUAGCAGAGUUGAUGUAGAGAAAAAAAAAAGAAAUGUGUCAAAAAAACAUUUUUUUAGAGUAUUAUUUCAAAGUUGUGGUUUGACAAGCUGUUUUUAGAGAAUAAAAAUGAGUCUGGAUGUGCAUAGAUAAAUUAACAUUUGAGAUUGAACGUGACGUAGAAGACGUAGUGACAACAUUUUAAAGAUGAUAACAAUGGUAAUACAGAGAUGCGGAACUCUGUUCAGUUAUAGUUCUUACAAACCUCCUUGUCGAGGUUUUGAAGUAAUAACUAUGACUGGAUCUGAUUAAAUGGUAUCCCUGAAUCACUUGUAGAUCUAAUUUUCGGGACUGUUUUUUGUACACACUGCCAAAAGUGUGUGACUUCAGAUAUAAACGUCUUUUUUUUUUCUGUAGAAUAAUUCCUUAAGGUAAAUUAAUAAUUCUGACCUAAUGAAUAUUCAUGUAAUGCCAUUCCCGGGGAGAUGUGAUGUUGGAAGUAAGCAGUAGGCAUUACUUCAGUGAUUUUACAGGUGUUGUUUGUAAAAAAAAAGGAAAAACUUGUGCCAUAUUUGUAAUAGGCCACGAUAAGCAGUCUGGUUGGAGCUCCACAAUACUGUGCUUGACCAAGGCAGUGUCCGAAUCACUUGGCCACGGCUGGCCAUUAUACACGGGUCUAUGGAAGCGUCUAUCCAUAGCCACGUGUGUUACUGCUAGUCAUAGCCACGUAAUUUGGACGUGGCCUACAUUAAGUAUCACUCGGUGUCGACCCUAAUGGUAUUGUUCACUGCCGUUAACUUCUGUAAAGAUUUUGUUGACGUCAGUGUUGAAACAUUAUCUGUUGUACAGUAGCUCCAGGGCAAUGGAAACAACCUUUUCUCCCAAUUUUCAAGAGACCAGUUUGUAUGAUCCCCCAUUCUUAAUAUUGGAAAAGCAAACUGUGCUGUCAUUAAUCUGUUACACUGAGCCAACGGGAGUCGCACAACUGUUACAGACUGGGGUUCCAGAGUUACGCCAACUUGCCAAACCCAAAUGUAUGUAAAGCAACUUAAGUUGCCACAAAUCGAAUUCGGUUUCAGACGCGCAAACUUUGGACACUGGCGGACACUGGUGUUUUUUCAAAUGACUUCAGCAGUCAGUCUUUCACAUUUACUCGCCCAGAAUUGUUUAAAAAAAUGUCGAACUUCAAUUCUUAUCUUCGGAAAUAAUUUUCUUUGUUGUGACUCCCGGACGUCAGUCUGAAACUGGUGUUUUAAGAUCUGGCUCAAAGUAAAGAGUUCUUGAAGAAAGACUUGUUAAUGGCUAAAGAAAGUUAUGCAAUCAAUUUAUUGAUGACUGGUUAUCCACUAGUUUCUACCAUUCAGCAAUAUCACCAUAUUCGCUGCUUUAACCAGUUCGCGCCGGGAUUAUUUUGACAAGAAUGAAACGAGGCGCGGGAUUAAUUUUCACUCGACCUCAAGCCAGGCGGGUUGAAGCCAUCACCCUCGGGCAACACACUCAUAUUUCCGGCCUCGCUCGCUACAAGCAGGUCGCUCACAGAUAUUUCCGGCCUCGCUCCCUGCGUGUUUACCCGUCAUCCGUUCCGAAUACCGCAAAACUUGUGCGUGUAUACACGUCAUCGGGCGCGAACUGGUUAAACAAAAAAAGAGGCCCCAAAAUUGUACAGACUAAAAAGUGGCACUGCUAGCCUUGUUUAAAUAUUAGGAACAGUAAUUUGUUAUAAUCAUUCCCACUGAUUAACAAGAUGAAACGUAAGAUUUUGGAUGGGAGCAUCAAGCCCGGAGGAUGCAUUAUAUAUAAAGUAUCAAACCAAACCCACUGUUACUAACAUAUGUUGUAUUCCAUUUUUAAAACAAGAUAUCACUGGAGGGUGGUUCUGAUUUUUGUUUUUGUUUUGUAAAAAAUGUGUUGUCCCAAUAAAUGAACAGAUAAAAACACUGA